AUGGUGUGGACUGGUCGUAUGGAGGUCGGUGGUGGGGUGCUAGUGGACCUGGAGCCUGUAGCGUGGGACCUGGUGCUACUGACAUUGGUGCUGGUGUCACUGGAACUAGUGAUGUUGCAGCUGGUGGUGCUACAGCCAGUGAUGCUGGAGCUGGUAGGGCGUUGGAUCCUGAGGAGUAAGUUUGCCGCUCGGCUGCGCACGGACCUGCGCUUGCAACUGUGGCUGCUGUGUCUGGCCGGCGCGUGGGCGCCGCGCCGAGGGGCAUCGUCGACGUCGGCGUCGUCGCAGCUGUACAGCGCCUACUCCGGCUGCGUCGUGGUGAUCCUGCUGCUGUUCGUGGCCAGCCUGCUGCUCGCCAUGGUCCACUACUGGGGGCACAUGCUGGGCGUCACCAUGAACGCCUGCCUCAUGUUCGUCUACCUCAUGAACGUCGUCAAGAUCAUCGCACUCCUAAAGAUGCAGCCCUCUGCUGAGAAGCUCAUCACAGAGCUCGACAGAUGCAUGCAGGAGUACGGUCGGGCUCUGGGGGCGGAUAAGGCGGCCGUGUUCCAGUGGACGGCGCUGAAGAGCCGCAUCGUGUCGGUGGCACGGAUCCUGGUGGCGCUGAGCGGCUGCCUCUACUGGGCGGUCGUGCCUGCCGCGCGCACGCACGCCUGCGGGGGCACUGUGCAGUGCCGCGACAGCGUGGGGCUGCCCGCGCACGUCUGGUACCCCUUCUCCUUCACGCAGACCCCCGUAUACGAGGUGGUGUACACGCUGGUGGCUGGUGGCCUGUUGUGUGGAGCGCUCAUCUCGUGCAUCGUGGACGCUUUCUUCGUGUCGCUCAUCAUCUACCAGGCGGCGCACCUGCAGCUGCUCAACCUCAUGCUGGUCAACGUGUGUGGCCCUCAAGGCGAAGCAGAGCCCGGGCUGGCGGCCAGCCACGACCAGAAGCGAAGAGAAGCGGCCGAGUCUGCAGACGUGGAGGGCGAGAUGAGGCGCCGGCUGGCCGAGUGCGUCUGCUACCACUGCGACAUCGACAGCUGCGUGCAGCAUCUGAGCUCCCUGCUGGGGCCAAUCAUUCUGGGACAGUUCCUCAUGGACAUGGUCACCAUCAGUGCCACCGCAUUCGUCGCCAUAGCUAACAACGCAGACUCCAACUGGCUGGUGAAGUACAUGUCCUACCUAUCUUCCGUAAUUCAGCAGCUGCUGCUGUACUGCUGGUUUGGAACAGACAUCAUAACGCAGAGCGAGCGCCUGCAGAUGUCUGCGUACAGCAGUGACUGGGUGGUGGCGACUCCGCGCUUUGGCAGGGAGCUGCGGAUCUUCCUGUGCCGCGCCCACCGCCCCCUGCGACUCACCGCUAGCAAGUUCUACACCAUCUCCAGGGACACCUUCCUUCUGCUGAUGAACGCCUCAUUGUCAUACUUCGCGGUACUGAGGGAGAUCAGCAACAAGUGA
This is a messenger RNA of Schistocerca serialis cubense, 1440 nucleotides long. RefSeq names its product odorant receptor 82a-like. Lineage: Eukaryota; Metazoa; Arthropoda; Insecta; Orthoptera; Acrididae. The record is from RefSeq and is a predicted model, not a curated record. The transcript has 8 exons. Gene Ontology annotation, molecular function: olfactory receptor activity; odorant binding. Gene Ontology annotation, cellular component: plasma membrane. Bases 1 to 1440 code for a protein of 479 amino acids. Gene Ontology annotation, biological process: sensory perception of smell; detection of chemical stimulus involved in sensory perception of smell.